AUGCUAAAAGGGAAGCACAUUCGUGUGUGCCAGGGCCACUCUCCCGUAACCUAGAGAGAUGGGGCAGUCUGUGCCGUGAGGACGGAGCUUGGAAGAAAGAAAACAAGGACAGGAAAACAAACGAGACAUAAGAGGACAUCUGGAGAAAGCGGAAGGCAGAAGACAGGGAGGGGAAAACAAACCCACAGCAGGUGGAAACAAGAUCUAGAGCAAACCGGUCUGGUCCACAGUUGUUUUUCUGGAAGAGAAGAAAGUACCGGAGGACUGCCUUUUUUUCCUUCAGUUAAUGAAAACUCUUAUCUUCAUCAUAAAAGAAAAGGCUAAGGGGAGAAAGAGAGAUACCUUUCGGAGGUUGAAAUCCAAUGGGAAAGAUGGAAAAAGGAGCCAGGCACCGAAACAACACUGAAAAGAACCACCCAGGUGGGAGCAAAUCGGAUACCACCCCGGAGUCUGGUUCUGGAGGGGGCGGAGUAGCCCUGAAGAAAGAGAUUGGAUUGGUCAGUGCUUGUGGUAUCAUUGUAGGGAACAUCAUUGGCUCUGGGAUCUUCGUCUCGCCAAAAGGUGUGCUGGAGAACGCCGGCUCUGUGGGCCUUGCUCUCAUUGUCUGGAUUGUGACUGGUCUCAUCACAGCUGUGGGAGCCCUGUGCUAUGCUGAGCUUGGUGUCACCAUCCCCAAAUCUGGAGGUGACUACUCCUACGUCAAGGACAUCUUUGGAGGACUGGCUGGGUUCCUGAGGCUUUGGAUUGCGGUGCUGGUGAUCUACCCCACCAACCAGGCUGUCAUCGCCCUCACCUUCUCCAACUAUGUGCUGCAGCCUCUCUUCCCCACCUGCUUCCCCCCAGAGUCUGGCCUUCGACUCCUGGCUGCCAUCUGCUUAUUGCUCCUCACAUGGGUCAACUGUUCCAGUGUUCGCUGGGCCACCCGGGUUCAAGACAUUUUCACAGCUGGGAAGCUCCUGGCCCUGGCCCUGAUCAUCAUCAUGGGAGUUGUACAGAUCUGCAAAGGAGAGUAUUUCUGGCUGGAGCCAAAGAACGCAUUUGAGAAUUUCCAAGAACCCAACAUCGGCCUCAUCGCGCUGGCUUUCCUUCAGGGCUCCUUUGCCUACGGAGGCUGGAACUUUCUUAAUUACGUGACUGAGGAACUUGUUGAUCCCUACAAGAACCUUCCCAGAGCCAUCUUCAUCUCCAUCCCACUGGUCACAUUUGUGUAUGUCUUUGCCAAUGUCGCUUAUGUCACUGCAAUGUCCCCUCAGGAGCUGCUGGCAUCAAACGCAGUCGCUGUGACUUUUGGAGAGAAGCUCCUAGGGGUCAUGGCCUGGAUCAUGCCCAUUUCUGUUGCCCUGUCCACAUUUGGAGGAGUAAAUGGGUCUCUCUUCACCUCUUCCCGGCUCUUCUUUGCUGGAGCCAGGGAAGGCCACCUUCCCAGUGUGUUGGCCAUGAUCCAUGUGAAGCGCUGCACUCCAAUCCCAGCCUUGCUCUUCACAUGCAUCUCAACUCUGCUGAUGCUGGUCACCAGCGAUAUGUACACACUCAUCAACUACGUGGGCUUCAUCAACUACCUCUUCUAUGGAGUCACAAUUGCUGGACAGAUAGUUCUUCGCUGGAAGAAGCCUGACAUCCCCCGCCCUAUCAAGAUCAACCUGCUGUUCCCCAUCAUCUACUUGUUGUUCUGGGCCUUCCUGCUGAUCUUUAGCCUGUUGUCGGAGCCUGUGGUGUGUGGCACUGGCCUGGCCAUCAUGCUGACAGGAGUGCCCGUCUAUUUCCUGGGUGUUUACUGGCAACACAAGCCCAAGUGUUUCAAUAACUUCAUUGAGCUGCUAACCCUGGUGAGCCAGAAGAUGUGUGUGGUUGUGUACCCCGAGGUGGAGGGGGGCUCAGGGACAGAGGAGCUAAAUGAGGACACAGAAGAACAGCGGCAGCCCAUCUACCAACCCACUGCCUGCAAGGACAAGGACUCGGAGCAGCCCCAGCCCUGAGGACCACCAUCCCCUCUCAACUGGCUUCUUCUUCCUACACCCCCUUUUUGCCCUCCUUCCCGGGCUAGGUCCCACCCCAACACACACACACACCCACACCCCUCUGCUUCUGUCAAGCAGGGGCAGGACCUGGGUGUGGGUGUAAAAAACUAUAAACAAAGACACUGACAUUUGUACCCAAAGAACCAGCUUCUUACCACCAGGGCCUAUGUCCAAAACCCUUGUGAGGGUUUGCUCCAAGCAGUGGGAGGAGAGUGGAGCUGCUGGGGGUAUCCUACAGGGCCUUCCUGUACCGCCCUGGGGGCUCAAACCCUCACUUGCCUCCUCAGGAGCCCAGUUCAGUACUGCCUUCCCUCCCCAUUCCUGAGCCCAAGGGAGGCCUCUGCUCAGAGAAUUGGAAGCAACAGUGAGUCUUUUGGGGAGGGACAGACUCAAGCAAAUCUGUCAUCUUUAAAGGUCAACUGGAGAGACCCAUAUCCCUCUCCCUUCACUAGGGACCCAAGAAAUCAGAGAGAUGCUUCCCUCUGUUCUCUCCUCUCCCCCUCCCCAUGUACCUCCCCCCACCCCAGCUUGGGCUCCCUGGCUAGAGCAAGGUUCCUGUUGGGACACCACCUUCCUACUGAGCUAAGGACCAAUGAGCAGGAGAACUGCCCCCUCCUCCUAACCCCAAGCCAGGCCUGUGGAAGAGAUUGGGAAAGGCUCAAAUUGCAGAAACCCAGCCCUGCCCCUGUCUCCUGCAUCCUGACCCCCAUUAGGUGCCAAAGCUUCCUGAAGCCAGAAAGUCUUGUUUUCAGUGUAGUGGACAUUUUUCUCCUGAUGGCAAAGCUGCUCAGCUCCUCUUCCCUCCCUACUCCCACGAGAAGAAGCAGUCACUCCAUUAUCCCUGCAGCCAUGCCCCCAACAUGCCCCCUGCUGGCACCCCCAUCAUGUCCUUUUCCUCCUCUCUGGCUUGGCUCUGGGACCAACCAAUGUGAAGGCUCCCCAAGCCCUUCAGGCCUGAAACCCAAGCCAAAUCAGCCUUAAGUCACCUCCCAUCCAAGAACUGGACCUAAAAAUACUCCCUGAUUUCUAACCCUCAGGACAGACCUGGUAUGAAAAGCCUUCCUGGAAUGGAGGGUGCUUUCCCACCCACCCCCCAGAAGUGCCCAUCCCAUAAGCUGGACGACUAUUUGGGGAGAGAGUGUCUUCUGAAGGCUAGUUCAUCCCUCCUCCCCCUACUCAGAUACCCCCCUUUUUUGGUCCCACCACUGCCUGUUUUUAGACAGCCUCCAAGACAGGAUGAAAGGGCAGUGGCAGAAGGUACCCAUUUUGGAGACACAUUCUCUAUGGUAUGUGGACUUCUGGCCAUCCUGUGGGCAGAGGCUGCCUUUCCCUGCACUCCAGAGGAAGGCCACCAUGUUUGCCCUUCCUGCCACACUUGCUGUGCUAAGGACUAGGAUCUUUUCAUCGCAAAGCAGGAUCCCCUCUUUCCUACCUCCCUGUACCAUCUGCUUAGACUAGAACACGUGGGGAGUGCUCCUGGCUUGCUUGGCUCCACCACCUCCCCACCUGGCCUGCCUGACCCCCCAUUGGUGAGCUGCCAGGUUUGGUUUGAGUUCUGGUCCCUUCCAAGUGGAGGGCAGGAUAGGGCUGGCCCCUCAAGGGUCAGGGAACCGUCCUCCUGUUCUCUGUUCUCAUUCCUCCAACCUCCAUCCCUCCUUCAAUUGUUGGGGUUGAUUUGUUUGUUUGUUUCAUAAAGUGAAUGCCUUACUUUUUUGGAUAAAUAUUUUUGAAGCUGGUAUUUCUAUUUCUUUUGGAUUUUUUAAUGUAAGGUUGUUUGGGGUGGGGGGAGGGCCUUAGUUAUACCUGAAUAAUAAUCUUCUGUCUUUGAGUUGGUUGAGGGUUAGAGUUUGGAUUGUGGAGGGUUUUUUGUUUUUGUUUUUUCUUUUGAUGUAAUAAAAUUUUAAAUGGAAA
Messenger RNA from Leopardus geoffroyi (Geoffroy's cat), 3929 nucleotides. RefSeq names its product solute carrier family 7 member 8 (gene SLC7A8). NCBI's taxonomy places the organism in Eukaryota, Metazoa, Chordata, Mammalia, Carnivora, Felidae. The transcript has 12 exons. Bases 363 to 1976 code for a protein of 537 amino acids. Gene Ontology annotation, cellular component: membrane. Gene Ontology annotation, biological process: neutral amino acid transport; amino acid transmembrane transport. Gene Ontology annotation, molecular function: L-amino acid transmembrane transporter activity; neutral L-amino acid transmembrane transporter activity. The record is from RefSeq and is a predicted model, not a curated record.